UAGCUGAAUACGUAUUACAGAUGAGGCAGGAUAUGUCAAAAAUCAAAACACGUGUGGAAGAAUUUAACCUGUUUUAAGUGACGUUUCUUUUUAACCUCGAAGUUUUCAACAACAUACGGCCUCCUGAUAGUAAUUGUUGCUUACUAUCAAAAGUACCGUAUGGUUUUAAAAUAAAAUAGCUUAUCUUUAUUUCAUGUCCUAUUUCGUUACUUUUUCACAUAAAAAUGGCAAACAUUGAAAGAAAAGGGACGUUUAAAGUACAAUACCUGCAAAAACUAGAAAAGGAGGUUCAAGAACGUUGGAAAAAUGAAAAGAUCUUCGAAAUUGAUGCACCAGAAACGCCAAGAAAAUCUGAGGAUGAAAAGUUCUUUUGCAAUUUUCCAUACCCUUACAUGAAUGGAAGGCUACAUCUUGGGCAUACGUUUAGUUUGUCGAAAUGUGAAUUUGCUGUACGUUACAACCGUCUAAAAGGGAAAAAGGUCCAAUUCCCAUUUGGUUUUCACUGUACGGGAAUGCCAAUUAAGGCAUGUGCUGACAAACUGAAGAGAGAGAUGGAAUUGUAUGGAAAUCCACCCAAAUUUCCAGAAGUAGAAGAGGAAGUUAAAGAGGAAGAAAAGGAUGGUAUUCCUAAAGAUAAAAGUAAAUCAAAAAAGAGCAAAGCUGUGGCUAAAGCUGGUCCAGCAAAAUUCCAAUGGCAAAUAAUGCAAAGUAUUGGUCUCGAUGAUAAGGAUAUUCCAAAAUUUGCUGAUGCUCUGUAUUGGUGUGAAUUUUUCCCUCCUAAAGCUGUGGAAGACCUUAAUAGGUUUGGAAUACAUACUGACUGGAGAAGAACAUUCAUCACAACAGAUGCGAAUCCUUUCUAUGAUUCUUUUGUAAGGUGGCAAUUCAUCAGGUUAAAAGAGCGUAAUAAGAUUAAGUUUGGUAAAAGAAAUACUAUCUUUUCCGUAAGAGAUGGACAGCCUUGUAUGGAUCAUGACCGUGCUUCAGGGGAAGGUGUGGGACCACAGGAAUAUACUCUUAUCAAGAUGAAACUUUUGGCUCCAUAUCCUGCAAAAUUAAGUCCUCUUAAAAACAAAGCAGUAUUUUUGGUAGCAGCAACAUUGAGGCCCGAAACCAUGUAUGGACAGACAAACUGUUGGUUAAGACCGGAUAUGAAAUAUAUUGGCUUCGAAACGAAAAAUAAUGAGGUAUUUGUUUGUACACAAAGGGCUGCAAGAAAUAUGGCUUUCCAAGAAUUUACCAAAGAACAGGGAAAGUUUGACAUCGUUGUGGAGUUGACAGGGCAGGAUCUUCUUGGUUGUGCCUUAGCCAGCCCGUUAUCAGUCUACCCCAAAAUAUACGCCCUCCCUAUGCUGACCAUAAAAGAGGACAAAGGAACUGGUGUCGUCACCAGUGUACCUUCCGAUUCUCCGGACGAUUACGCAGCUAUUGUAGACCUUAAGAAGAAGCAACCCUUCAGGGAAAAGUACGGAAUCACGGAUGAAAUGGUACUGCCCUUUGAGCCUGUUCCCGUGCUCGAAAUUCCAGGAUUUGGCGAUAUGGCCGCUGUGUUUGUGUGUGAGAAGUUGAAAAUUCAAAGUCAAAAUGAUAAGGAUAAGUUGGUAGAAGCUAAGGAGAUGGUUUAUUUAAAGGGCUUCUAUGAAGGGGUGAUGUCCAUUGGUGAAUACAAAGGUAAAAAGAUCCAGGAUGUUAAGAAACUCAUCCAGAACUCCCUCAUCGACAAAUCCGAAGGAGUAAUAUACUACGAACCCGAGAAAAAAGUAAUGUCCCGUUCUGGAGACGAAUGCGUCGUGGCUCUUUGCGACCAAUGGUUCCUCGAUUAUGGAAACGAAGAAUGGAAAAACUCGGCCUUAAAGGCUUUAGAUAACAUAAACACCUACUACGAUGAAGUUAGGAAGAACUUCAUCGGUUGCAUCAAUUGGCUGCACGAGCAUGCUUGUUCUAGGACUUACGGACUCGGUACUAAGUUACCUUGGGACCCCAAAUGGCUAAUCGAGUCUCUUUCCGAUUCCACUAUUUAUAUGGCGUACUACACUGUGGCACAUUUGAUUCAGGGAGGCACUUUCAAGGGCACUGGUCCUAAUGCUCUUGACAUCAAAGCAGACCAAAUGACUCCAGAAGUUUGGGAUUACAUAUUUUUCAAAGAAGCUAAAUACCCUUCUAACUGUGGAAUCAAAAAAGAAAAAUUGGAUAAAAUGAAGCGGGAGUUUGAAUAUUGGAUGCCAUUUGAUUUGAGAGUAUCAGGUAAGGACUUGGUGCAAAACCAUUUAACAUACUGCAUUUUCAAUCACGUCGCCAUGUGGGACAAGGAUAAGUCCAAAUGGCCGAAAAGCAUUUGGGCCAAUGGUCUGCUCAUGUUAAACUCGGCUAAAAUGUCAAAAUCCGACGGUAAUUUCCUAACUCUUGGAGAAGCCGUCGAUAAAUUUAGCGCCGACGGUACCAGAUUAUGUCUCGCGGAUUCAGGAGAUACCAUCGAAGACGCUAACUUUGUUGAAAGCAACGCGGAUGCUGGAAUUCUGCGUCUUUACACCUUUAUUGAAUGGGUAAAGGAGGUUUUGGCUAAUAAAUCAACUUACAGGACGGGGCCAUUCAAUUCCUUCAGCGACGAUGUAUUCCAGAACGAAAUGAAUCAAAAGAUCAAAGAAACCGACGAAUUCUAUAAGAAGAUGUUGUUUAAAGAAGCACUGCGAACCGGUCUUUUCGAAUUCCAGGCCAUCAGAGACAAAUACCGAGAGAUAAGCUUAGACGGAAUGCACAUUGAUCUGGUUAUGAAGUUUAUUGAAGUGCAAACCAUCAUUUUGGCUCCCAUUUGUCCACAUGUAUCUGAACAUGUUUGGGAACUCAUAGGAAACAAAACCAGCGUCGUAAAUGCAUCGUGGCCAGUGGUAGGUCCUAUUGAUGAGAUAAAGAUCAAGGCGUCGGAAUACCUUAUGGAAUGCGCUCAUUCGUUUAGAGUCCACCUGAAAACGUAUAUGCAAGGUGUAAAAACGAAAAACCAUCCCAAUCCUCCACCUGUAGAGAAGCCUAACAUUAUCAACAUAUGGGUAGCUAAGACUUUUCCAGAAUGGCAGAGCCUGGUGUUAACUACGUUGAAAAAUCAUUUCCAGGCAAACAAAGGUGUUCUUCCUGAUAACAAAACUCUUUCUGUGGAGUUCGGCAAAAUGAACGAGCUCAAAAAGUACAUGAAACGCGUUAUGCCUUUCGUCCAAGCUACUAGAGAAAAAAUUGAGCAAUUAGGAGUGAAAGCCUUAGCACUAACACUGGAGUUCGAUGAAGCUGCUGUGCUUAAGACCAACAGUGCAUACCUAGCGUAUACUUUAGAUCUCGAAGAAGUUAUCAUUAAGUAUACUGAUGACCCAGAAGCAACUGAGAAGAUGAAAGAGUGCUGUCCAGGCUCUCCUUUUGUACUGUUUUCUACAAAACCAGGUAUUAAAUUAGAAUUUAUAAAUCCUGUCCCACAGAAUGGGCUCUUUUCAAAGGUGCUGACCGUUAGUGACGGAGAUACUUACGAAAAAGUCGUGCAAAGGCUCGCCAAAGAUAGUAAAGCUAUGAAAAAACCAGAAUCUAUUCAGCUAUGGAGGUUUGAAGAUCCCGUUCUUGGGCCUACAAAAAUACCAGCGUUCAAUGAACCAACUAAGGAUAAGCUUCAAGUAUCACCUGAUAGUGUCUUCAAGAUUGACGGUUCGAAACUUAAACUGUUAUUAGGAAAACAAACUGUUGAUCUAGGAAGCCAAAUAACUUAUUUAGUUGUGUAACAAUAAGAUUAUUUGUUUAUUUAUUUAUACAGUUUUAAUAAAUAUGGAGUUUCUUAAAAGG
Diabrotica virgifera virgifera (western corn rootworm) is the source of this 3816-nucleotide messenger RNA. It is a transcript of the gene LeuRS, whose product is annotated as leucine--tRNA ligase, cytoplasmic. Bases 225 to 3755 code for a protein of 1176 amino acids. Gene Ontology annotation, biological process: leucyl-tRNA aminoacylation. The transcript has 15 exons. The record is from RefSeq and is a predicted model, not a curated record. Gene Ontology annotation, molecular function: ATP binding; aminoacyl-tRNA deacylase activity; leucine-tRNA ligase activity. Lineage: Eukaryota; Metazoa; Arthropoda; Insecta; Coleoptera; Chrysomelidae.